GAUGUCAUUUUCUACAGGUUGAAUUCGACUCGAUUGAUCACUCUGCUCCUUGACUCCAAACUAAUUUCCGUUCUCUGUCUCAUGGGAGAUUUUGGAUGUGGAGACGGAGGAUGGACACCGGUCAUGAAAAUGGACGGCAGAAAGGUUAAGACAGUUUUAUUUUGGAUUCUGAUCUUUUUCGUUUUCGUGGGGAGGGAGGUGCCAUCUUGGCCGCCAUCUUGGAUUUUACCAAGAAUCAGAAAUCAGGUUAAAACCGCAAGAAAUGGUAAUUUUUUGUGCUUGACAUGUCAAAUAACGCAUAAAUAAUGAGCAUUUUGCAUCAUUUUAUGGGAAUUUUAUCCACAAUCUUUACUUUUAUUGUUGAAAGAAGUUGAACACCUGUUAUUUAUGACGUCAUAUCUCGUAAUCAUAGUAACUUGACCAUCACCGAACUUGUCUCAAAAUGCGUGCGAGGGAUAAACAAACAGCUACUGGAAACGUCAUAUGCUGAUGUUUUAUCGUCUAGGAAAAAACUCCUUGUACGUCCGAGGGUUAAAAAAAUUUUUGACGAUUAAAAAUGCCUUGUUUCUGAGCUUUUUGCAUAGUUGAUUGCUACCUGGUUUCAUGGGCAUAGUUGCUAUGUUCUAUGAGAGAACGAUCAGAGGGCCACUCACUUUAGAUUUGUCUGGGCGAGAGCCAGUGGUUCUGCCCUUCCGUACUAGUGGCUGCACGCUUUAGUCGCUUUCAAAAAGUGAAGCCAGCCUCGAACACAAUUUUUCUUGGCCUUGCCCUUGCGGACCUCAGUUUGGCCUAAAAAUAAUUUAAGGUGAGGGCUUGGGCCCUCUCGUGUCCUUCCCUUAGAUCCGCCACUGCGCAUGACCCAUUUUAAUGCCAGUUUUUCUAUCCUUACAGGGAACGUUUCACUACGACUCCAGUCUCUGGAGAAACAAAGAAACCUUCAACCUUGAAGGAGGGAAAACUGGGUUCGACUCACAGGAAACCAAACUUCCCUCCUACUGGAACACGUCCUUCUCAAAGAUCUGCCUCGGUAUGAAGAUAGGUCGGCAGAUCAGGUUUAUUGUCAUCAACAAGCAGGCGAACUCUUUGUACUCUCUGAUCGCUGAUGGGCAGUACCACGGCACCUCACUAGGUCGUGACACGUGGAAGUCGCUGAUUGGUUCUGAGGCCUCCUUGCAACAAAAAUGUAACUUGGAAGGGUUUAACGCCAUGAGUCCUAAUGAUCACUCCAAAGCAAGAAUUGGUAUCCUUGGUAACGAACAAGACGACUGCGGUACCUGUGACUCCAGAAUCGGUCUUGGUACUGGAGGAUCCCCAGCUCAUAACUCUAACACAUGUGGAAACGAGGCAAUAAGUUCAGCAGACAACGGCCACAAGCAUAUACAGGCAAUGGGUUAUAUCUUGGUGCAGUAA
Molecule: messenger RNA, 1410 nt
Organism: Porites evermanni
Lineage: Eukaryota; Metazoa; Cnidaria; Anthozoa; Scleractinia; Poritidae
Source: the annotation of a GenBank genome assembly